Molecule: messenger RNA, 1779 nt
Organism: Anarrhichthys ocellatus (wolf-eel)
Lineage: Eukaryota; Metazoa; Chordata; Actinopteri; Perciformes; Anarhichadidae
Exons: 6
Coding region: 62-1000 (312 amino acids)
Source: RefSeq, a predicted model, not a curated record
CAACAUAACAUAAACAGCGGCUCCUCGUCUUCUUCUGAGUCAAUUCUGCAAGUCAAGAACAAUGAAACACAGUUCAGUUCUGCCUUUGCUGCUCCUCCUGGGGACGUACUCGGCUUACACCUAUCAAAAUGUGGCCUUGCGUGGAAAAGCGACCCAGUCAAAUCGUGAUCCAAACUUUUAUUCAUCUGCUUACAAUGCUAUCGAUGGAAAUCGUGAAUCUAAAUACGAUGCUGGAUCCUGCAGCCACACUGUUAAACAGACCAACCCCUGGUGGAGAGUGGACCUGCUGGAGUCCUACAUCGUCACCUUCGUCAUCGUCACCAACAGAGUGGACUGCUGCGAGGACAGGAUCAACGGGGCAGAGAUUCACAUCGGCAACUCUUUACGAGACAACGGUGCCGCAAACCCAGUGGUUGGUGUGAUUUCUCAUAUCCCAGCAGGCAGCUCUUUAAAUAUCACUUUUACCAGACCUGUGGAGGGACGUUAUGUGACUGUGCUGCUACCUGGUACAAAAAGAAUUCUUACACUCUGUGAAGUGGAAGUCUACGGGUACCGUGCUCCAACUGGAGAGAACCUGGCACUUCAAGGAAAAGCCACACAGUCGUCACUGUAUUCUAUAGGUGUCGCAAAUAACGCCAUGGAUGGGAAUCAUGCCAGCUACUGGAACCAGGCUUCUUGUACUCAUACAAAGGCCGACUUUAACCCCUGGUGGCGACUGGACCUCGGCAAAACCCAUAAAGUGUUUUCUGUCAACAUAACCAACGUUAUAGAUUCUUUGCCACAACGACUUAAUGGAGCUGAGAUCCUCAUUGGAGAUUCGCUUGAAAACAAUGGCAACAACAAUUCCAGGUGUGCUGUGAUCUCAAGCAUCCCUGGAGGUUUCACCGAAAACUUCCAGUGUAACGGGAUGGACGGUCGCUACAUUAACGUUGCCAUUCCCGGAAGAAGCGAGUACCUGACCCUGUGUGAGGUGGAGGUGUACGGGUCCAGACUGGAUUAGAUCUGUGAAGGCUCAUAAUGUAAAACAAUGACAUUUUACAUUGGUGAUGUUCAUCUGAGUCUCAUGGUGCGAUCAUAGCUUAAAGGGACAGUUCACCACAGAGUUUUGGACAUAUGGGCCGUAGAGAUGUCUGCCUUCACUUGAAUGUAACAGAACUAGAUGACACUCGGCUUGUGGUGCUCAAAGCGCCAAAAUUAUACAUUUAAAAAACUAGACACCGAUGUCUCUUUUCUAGAAAUCAUGAUCGGUUACUCAAGAUAAUCCUCAGACCAGUUUUGUUUAGGAACAAUUUUCUUUUUACCAAACUACACCCGCCAACCGUGUCCGGAAACAGACAGAAACUGCUGAGUUUUUCAGAUGUACUUUUUGGGGCUUGAGCACCACAAGCCGAGUGCCAUCUAGUUCCAGUAUAUUAGAGAGAAGGCAGACAUCUCCAACCAUGUUAAUUUAGCCAAUCCGUUCAUGGUCGAUCAGUUUUCAUAUUCAUCCAUGUCAAUCAUCAUCGGUGUGUACAGAAAUCAAACACAUUUUCAAUGCUUCUCUAGUUUUAUUAUCACAUAUUAUAACGGGCCUUAUCUCUUCUUCUCUUGUGCUUUCACACUUCAAUGUUACAUUCCUCAGAAUGCAACGCGCACACGUUAUAUCACACCGGGAAGUUGUGUCUUGUGUGAUCCACCUGUCAGCGUAUCAGCAAAAUAAAUAUAUUCUCUAAUGUUACACAUUUUUCAAAACACAUCGGAGCCUAUAAAAGGAAGACACAUAAUAAAAGUGCAUGUACC